AUGGCCGAGACCGAUGAGAAACAGCGGCUAAAAGCAGAGAUCCGCAAGCUGGAGGAGGCUCUGGCAAAGCUGGACGGUGAGAACCGCCGCCUGCUCGAGCGAAAUGAAGAGCUACAACUCGCCUACGACGAGGCAGACCGUGAUGCCCGUGAGGCAGAGGCCAUGAAUGGGCACCUUCUGCGGCGAGUCGAAGAAAUGGAGGUGCAGAUCGCCGCGUUGAGACAGUACGAGGCGGAAUUUGACAAGCGGGUCACCUCCAUGCUGGAUGAGAGAGACGAGGCGCUGGCUGCUGCCACGCGCGACAAGGAGGCGAUCCUAUUGAAGGUCAAGGAGCUGCAGGAGGAGCUCGCACUCGCGAGGCGCAGCGUCCCCGGCGAAGCGGCAGAUGCGGCGGAGUUGGCGCUGAUGCUCAAGGAGCGGCAGCUGGAAAUCGAAGACCUCCUGGAUCGGAACGAGGAGCUGGAGCACGACCUGGCCAAAGCUCGCGAGGAGCUCCAGCGAGCACCUCGUCAGGCGCCCACUAGCGCUGGCACUCAGCCCUCGGGUGGCUUAGACCAAACUUCACAAGACCAGUACGAGGAGCGGCUCCGACAUUUCAAGGCGGACGCCCUGGAGAAGGACCAGCGUGUGCUGGAUGCCGAGAAGAAGCUGGAGCAGCUGGCCAGGAGCCUCGGAGCGGAGGGCGUUGUUGCGGAGAACCGGGAGCUCUCCCGGCAGAACGCAGAGAUGAAGCGCCAGGUUGGCGAGGCCAAGCGAGACCUUGCCAACUACCUCUCAGAGGCAGCCAACAUCGUGUACGAGAACGACCUUCUACGCAGCAUCGCCAAUGUGAAGCCAGAGCAGCUCAAGUUAAAGGACUUCAAGCUGAAGGACAAGGUGACCUCAGCCAAGGCAGUGGCCGCCGCGAAACAGAUGGAGAAGGAAGUGGCAGAGCUGGAAGCCGAACGUGGCAAGCUGAAGGCUCGGCUGCGGCAGCUGUCCGAGCUGGCAGCAGAGAAGGUUUCACUGCUCCACAACCUGCAGCCGGAGCAGAUGCUGCAGUUGGAGGAGAUCGCAGCUAGGAUGCGAAAGGGAAAGCUGGAGUUGCCCUUGGACGAUCAGAGCCGACAACUCAAAGAGGAAAGGGACGAGCUCUCAAAGCGGCUCGCUGCAAAGGACCGCGAGGUGGCGGAGCACGUGGACAGGAAGGUGGAGGAGGUCCUGAAGAAGCAAGGCGCCACCAAGGACCUUGAGGCAAAGGUGGCAGCUCUGGAGAAGGACAAUGACAUGCUCCAAUCAUCGCUGGAGGCCUACAAGGCAGGAUACGCCGAGCUAGUCAUGCAGCAGGGCCCGCAAGCUCUGGAGCAGCUGGUCGGAAGGCUGCCUGGUUCCGUGCCGCUUCCUCCAGGCGCCAUGGCGCGGUCUCUGCGGCCACUGCCCCCAGGAGUCACCCCGCCUCCGCCUGGUCCGCCUGCCGGCAAAGGUCUGGGAGCACCGGCAGUCCUGCCGAAGAUGCCAGGGAUGCAGCCGAUGGUGUGGUCAUCUCUGCUGCAGGCUGUACUUCAGUUGCCUGGGGAGCUGUCAGACGGCUCACAGGAGACGGUUUGCUCGCUCUACUGCCAAGUGGUGGAAGCUUUGGAGGAGCUCUCCCGCGAGCGCUCUCUGCGCGAGGGUCUCGCGGAGGAGGUCUCAUCUUUCCAGCAGAGGUUUGAUCGGCUCCUGGCAGAGCAAGAAGUGCUGUACAAGGACUACUUUGCGCAGCGGGAGGAGUGGCUGGCGACGACCCGGAGCCUCGAGGAGCGCUUGCGGCUUCAGGGAGACUUACUAACAGACUGCCAACAAAAGUGCGAUAUCCAAGAGGGCCAGAUGAGAACCUGGCAGCGUCUGACAGAAGGGACGGCGCCCGAGCUUCAAGAGGAGCUUGUUUCUGCCAUGGGCCGCAUUGCGGCACUGGAGCAGAACGAAAGUGUUCUUUCACGCAAGGUCGAGGCUGAAAGACAGGGACACAGCAUUGUGAAGGAGGCCUUCGACAACUUGCAGAAAGACUGCUGCGAGCGAGAAGGCUUCCUGAAGGAGCGCCUUUCCAAGGCGGUGCUGUGGAAGAGGCGCGGAGCGAAUGCCCUGCGCAUCGCGCGCCGGAGGAUCCAGUCCAUGGUGGCCAGCUCUGACUACGAGCGCGUACAGCAGCAGCUGCAGGUGUGCCGCCAGCGUGAGUUCGACCUCUCCAGGAGGCAGACAGAGCUGACCUUGAAGGUGGCCCAGCAGGAAGACAAGCUGCGGGAGAUGAUGGACCUUCAAGAUCGCUGCAGAAGCUUAGAUCAUCUUGUCCGGGAGACGGAGCAGGAGUUCACCGUACUCCGUCGCCGACUCCAGCUCCGAGAACCGCGCUUUGCUGCUGAGGUGGCGCUCUUCACACGCCUGACGGCGGAGCUGCAGCGAACCCUCGGCUUCGUGGGCAGCUUCGAGGCUGCGGCCAGAGCUCUCGGUCUUGCCGAGGCUCGCGUGGCAGGUCUGGGCUUCGAGAAUGGUGCGGCCAUCAAUGUGGAAGCUUCUUUAGAUGAGAAGCUGCGCAAGUUCGACGUGAACAACGAUGGAUUCAUCAGUCUCGGAGAUCUCCGCAAGUUCUUUGAGAGCCUCUCGAUCAAGGUCAAGGAGGACGAGCUGCAGCUCUUGGCCGAAGCCCUGCAUGGGGCACAGUCUCAGGUGACGGCUCCGAGACCGCCGCCCAGUGCCCCAGGCACCUUGAGCCCACCUGCACCGCCGGAGCCAACCGCCGCCGACAAGGUCAAUGUCUCGAUUCUUGGUGUCGUUGGUCGCUUCAGGCUCUAUGGUCUUCGGUCGCUGGAACCAGAGGAGCUUUUCUGGGCAUCCUUCCAAGCACUCCUCUUCCGGCUGCCGGACCAGCCAGAUGCUCAGCAGGUGCUGCGCAAUAGCUUCAUGCGGCUCCGCAACGCUCAGGCCAUGGCGUGGAAUAGUUGCAAUCUUGACAACGCUCUCCUUGUGGUUGACGGUUGCAGUGGCGGCGGCAGUGUUAGCCGUUUCAGUACUUCCGAUAGCAAAGAGCGGCGGAGUUCCACUCUUGAUUUGCUCUUUCCUAUGUAUGUGGUUCCUUUGGACAGGGCGCUCGAGAUGAGUGAAGUCCGCUCGCACGAAGAGCUGCUGGCCGAGAGCUCGCUAAUCCAGUUCGAUGAGUCCAAAGGUCGCGUAAUCUUCGUCUCGCACGAGUGGUCUGGCACCCAACACGCUGACCCAGAAGGGGAGCAGCUGGCAGUUCUGCAGAAUGCCCUGAGGCAUAUGCUCAGAGAAAGGGACAGAGUUCCCAUUGAUGUUACCACGGAGAUUCUGUUUGGACAGCAGCAAGGCCUGAAAACCAGGGAGAUGCACGACCAGCCGCUUUUCAUCUGGUUCGAUUACUGGUGUGUGCCGCAGCUGCAGCUGUCAGUCGCGGGGCUACAAGUAGAGACUGCCCAGCAGAAAGCACUGGACAGCAUCCCGGCAUACGUGGAGAAAUCCUGCUACUUCUUCAUCCUUUGUCCACAUGUCCGCCAUCAGAACUCCGGGCAGCUGCUCAGCAAAAGGACUGGCCCCAAUCCUACUCAGUACAUUAAAUUGAACUUCGCCAAUUCGACUAGCAAUGCACUUGAGAGACUCUGGGGGGUGUAG
Molecule: messenger RNA, 3642 nt
Organism: Symbiodinium sp. CCMP2592
Lineage: Eukaryota; Dinophyceae; Suessiales; Symbiodiniaceae
Source: the annotation of a GenBank genome assembly